UCUUUGUAAUUUAUUCUUUGUAAUUUCCACCUUUAGCGUUUACUCUGCCUGUUGAGUUCAUCGCUGGUAGCAAAAGCGGAACUUUGUCCUUGCUUCAGGAUUUGAGCGGAGUGUAGACGGUGUAACACGCUGUCUAAGCAACAGCAGUGGAGACGAGUGCUUUUUGAUGAAACUUCAAGUGUUUGCAAUUUUAUGAAGAACAGCCUUUUAAUUAAUUGAUAGCAACUCGAAGGAAGUCCGGUUGUUUCUGUUGUCAUUGUGAUUCAGCAGGUCAGAUAAACCUUGUGCACCUAAAACAUAAUUUCUGGCAUGAUGUUGGAUGAGGAUGAUGAUUGCCCAGAGUUGGUGCCCAUCGACACACAGCCUGGUCCUCCCGUAGGGCAAAUACCGGUCACUAUCAUCACAGGCUAUCUUGGUGCUGGAAAAACUACACUCCUGAACUAUAUCCUUACAGAACAACACAACAAGCGGAUUGCUGUCAUACUAAAUGAAUUUGGAGAAGGCAGUGCCCUUGAGAAGUCCCUUGCAGUGAGUCAGGCAGGAGAGCUAUACGAGGAGUGGCUAGAACUGAGGAACGGCUGCCUCUGCUGCUCUGUCAAGGACAAUGGUCUCAAAGCCAUUGAAAACCUGAUGGAGAAGAAAGGAAAGUUUGACUACAUCUUGUUAGAAACCACUGGACUUGCUGAUCCAGGAGCUGUGGCCUCCAUGUUCUGGGUUGAUGCAGAGCUUGGCAGUGACAUCUAUCUGGACGGCAUCGUCACUGUCAUUGAUGCCAAGUAUGGACUGCAGCAACUAGCAGAGGAAAAAGCAGAUGGACUUGUCAAUGAAGCAGCCAGACAAAUUGCUGUUGCUGACUUGACCAUUAUCAACAAAACAGACUUGGUGACGGAGGAGGAACUAAAGGAAGUCAAAGACACUGUCAGGUCUAUAAAUGGGCUCGUCAAGAUCAUAGAAACCCAAAGAUCAAGGGUUGAUCUCUCUGAAGUGUUGGAUCUGCAUUCCUUCGACAGUAAGGACGGAGCAAAUCUUGCAGAGAAACUCCAACUUGUCAAACCUACAAGAGCACAUCUUGACAAGAGUAUUUUAACUGUGACCUUUGAAAUUGCUGGGGAUUUGUCUGAGGACGCCUUGAACGCCUUCAUCCAGGAUCUGCUGUGGGAAAAGAUUUUCUGUAACAAAGACGGGCAGCCGAUGAGCGUCAUCCGCUUAAAGGGCAUAGUGUCGUUUGCAGAUAAAGGCCACCAAGUGAUGCUGCAGGGGGUUCACGAGCUGUACGAGCUGAAUGAGACGCAACAGCUCUGGGAGAACCCGCGAAUAAACCGGCUUGUCUUUAUAGGAAGGAACCUGGACAAGGACAUUCUGCAGGAAAAGUUUGUUUCUACAGUGCUACUCGGCUCAGAGAAAAAUUAGCUUCAAGCCCUUUUUUCCUCUUCUUCGCUUCAGAUUUUGACUCUGGAGCAAAAGCGUUGGGACUGGCUGUCCUGCGAUUGUCAUUCAGACUCCUUUUCUAUAUGAAGAUUUGGUAGAUCAGAGGGUGGAUAAAGUGUUUAGGCACUAGUGUCCAUCACAGCCUGCUUUAAAAGCUACGUUUAGAAGGAGUUGUAGAUUCUGACCCUGAAAAUUUACCCAAAACAAGUCCAGUGAUUUAAUUAAUCCAUUGCAUUUUUAGAAAGUUUUAUUUAAUAAAAUAAACAUAUUUACAAAGUUAGGAGCCAACCCAGCAAUGCACAUGCUCUGCUACUUGGGGAAUGGAUGGUACUUGAAGUGGUCCUACCUAUGUUUCCCACUUUGAAUAUGUGGAUUUUAAAUUAUUCAAAAUAAACGUUUGUUUUUCUUCUGAA
Molecule: messenger RNA, 1841 nt
Organism: Maylandia zebra (zebra mbuna)
Lineage: Eukaryota; Metazoa; Chordata; Actinopteri; Cichliformes; Cichlidae
Gene: zng1a
Product: COBW domain containing
Cellular component (GO): cytoplasm
Source: RefSeq, a predicted model, not a curated record